CGAAACCCUACUCUCUGCUUCUUUUCUCUUACCGCGCGCGUUUUUUCUCCGGCUCGAACUUUUUUUCUUCCCAAUCAUGGAGAAUUCUUCUCUCGAUCAAGAGACCGCGAAGAAAGUUCUUCGUCAGGUCGAGUUCUAUUUCAGUGACAGUAAUCUCCCUAGAGAUGGUUUUCUUAAGAAAACUAUUAGCGGAAUCGCCGAUGGAAUGGUCGAUUUGUCUUUGAUUUGUACGUUUUCUCGGAUGAAAGGACAUCUUAAAUUGAAGCAGGACGUGAAACCAGAGGAGAUUCCAGAAGAUACUCUGAAGGCCGUCGCUGAAACUCUAAGAAGCUCCUCAACUAUCAAAGUUUCUGAAGAUGGGAAGAAGAUUGGUAGAACUACUGAACUCCCAAAGCCUGAAGAGUUAAUAGAACAAUUGGAUGAUAAAACCAUAGCUGCAUCACCGUUUGAAUAUGAUGUCAAGCUAGAAGAUGUAGAAGCUUUCUUUAAUCAAAGUGCAAAGGUAAAUAUUUGUCAACAGUGUGAGGCUGCCUUGGUAGAAUUUUCUACCGAGGAAGAUACAGAAAAAGUUUUGAAGGAGAGCUUGCUAUAUGAUGGUGCCAAGUUAGAAUUGAAACCAAAGAGGGAUUUUGAUGAGGAGAGAGCAAAAGAGACAGAGGAGUUCGAAAGUGCACGCGCAAACUCGAGUGCAAACCGCAAGAAUAAUAUUCCCCCAGAAUCAAACUACCCUAAAGGCUUAAUUGUCGCCUUUACAUUGAAAAAUGUGUCAUCUGGAAGUUCUGCUGAGGAAAAUGGAUCUCAUGGUGUAGCCGCUGAUAAGACCGAAUGCAAACCAGACGAAAGAUUAGAUUCCUCAAAGAAUGACUCUGAGAAAACGGAGCAAAUAGGGGAAGAAGCAAAUAUGAGUAAAGAUGAAGAGAUUAAGAGUGCUGAUGAUAACAAUGGAGAGGCUAAUAAAAAAAAUGACUUAGGCAAUGAAGAAAAACCCGAAGUGGAAGAGCGGACUACGAAUGAUACUGUCAAUGAACAUGAAGAGGACGAAGAAAAACCCACAGCUGCUAAAUUCACAAACAACAUGAAUGUGGUUUCGCGCGAGGAUUUGAAGGUUAUUUUUCAGAAGUUUGGAAGUGUCAAGUUCAUCGAUUUUAAGAUUGGAGACGAGUCAGGCUAUAUCAGAUUUGAAGAGCCUGAAGCUGCCCAGAAAGCUCGUGCGGCUGCAGUACUUGCCGAACAAGGGGGGCUGGCUGUGAAGAGUUUUAUGGCCACUUUAGAGCCAGUGUCAGGUGAGGCUGAGAAGGAGUAUUGGAGGCUACUCCGCAGCAAUCAAGAAAAGCAUCAUCGCGACUUUAAGGGCAACCGUGGAAGGGGUGGUAAAUUCAAUAGAGGAGGUGGCAAGCAUGCUCGGUCAAGAGGGCACGGCAACGACCGAGGUCGCCCGAAUAAAGCACAGAAGGUGUGAGAUGCUUGGAAGGGUGAAAGCUUGUGUCUUUAAUGGCCGCCGGCUCUGCUACAAUGAAACACUUCGCAUCCGGAUCUAUCGGUCUUUUACUUCACUUAUCAGCCUCAUGCUUAGUUUAGGUUUUAAUUAUUUUUAAUAUAUAUAUAUAUAUAUAUAUAUAUAU
Molecule: messenger RNA, 1622 nt
Organism: Cucurbita pepo subsp. pepo (vegetable marrow)
Lineage: Eukaryota; Viridiplantae; Streptophyta; Magnoliopsida; Cucurbitales; Cucurbitaceae
Source: RefSeq, a predicted model, not a curated record